UUUUUGGGGAAAAAAUUGAACUGUCAGAAAUUGUGUGUGUUUUGUUUGCCUGCUGGUAUUAUUUUUGGGUGGAGAACGUCAAGACAUUGGCGUUCAUUUAUUGCAUUUAAUUGGAUUUGGUGUGACUUACGCUAAUUUGCAGAGAAAUAUGGCACUCUUAGAGUUUUUCGGCUGUGCGUUUCUCGCAUUUGGCCCGCCACUAGCCAUGUUCCUUCUAACGAUUGCUAAGGACCCUAUUCGAAUCAUCAUUCUCAUAGCCAGUGCAUUCUUCUGGCUUCUGUCGCUGUUGACAUCCUCGCUGCUAUGGUUAGUGGCAGUCACGCUGCACAGUCCAAUUGUUGUGGGUGUUAUCUUCUCUGUUCUGUUUCAAGAACUCUUCCGGUAUCUAAUAUACUUGCUGUUGCGCAAAGCUGAGGUUGGUUUGAAGAAACUCACAGAAUCCGAUACUGCCAUCAUAACCAACAAAAACAUCUUAGCCUAUGUUUCAGGUUUAGGCUUUGGCAUCAUCAGCGGAACUUUCUCCCUAGUCAAUGUUCUGGCUGAUGCCACUGGCCCUGGAACAGUCGGUCUGCAUGGUGAUUCCAACCUGUUUUUCCUCACUUCAGCCCUCCUAACGCUGUGCUUCAUCCUCCUACACACAGCAUGGGGAGUGUUAUUCUUCCACGCAUUAGACAAGAAAAAGUACUUGGCGUUGGUGUGGGUGGUGAUGUCUCAUCUACUCGUCUCACUCCUGACUCUGAUGAACUCGUCGCAGUUAUACUUGGCCACGAUCCUGCCCGCCUACGCAGUCCUGGUUGUCACGGGUCUGUGGGCUGCAGGAGCGGCGGGCGCCUCUUUCACUUCGCUCAAAAAGUGUUUAACUAGUCCGCCAACGACGGUCCAGGUACGCAUCGAGGACUAAAAUGGAAAAAAAAGCCGCCGGCAUCUACCAUUCCCCACACGUAAACUUUCAUCAAUACAAAAGCAUCCGUGCGGAUCUUUUCCGUAAUAAUCUCUGGCUAAACUUUUGUUUUUAACAAAAACUCGGAGCAGCGAGUCGACGUCCGCCCCGUUCUUAAUUAAUUAAUGUAACCAUAAAUACACUUUGAAUGAUGACGACCAAAACUAGUGCGGUUUUUCCUAUUUUUCUUUUUUUUUUUCUAACAAUCUACUCUGAAGACGGUACGUUCAAAAGCCCCCCGGGUCUAACCUCCCUCACCCACAUUUUUAAUAGAAUAGUUGCUGGCAGUUGAAAGUUUCGGGCCUUUAGAGAGUUGAAAACAUAACACUCUGUUCUCUCUCUGUACGAGUAAAUAUGUCGAAAGUUGGUUUAGAUUAUUAACGCUCUCGUUCACCUGUGCACUUGCCGACAACUCUUAUAUAUAGCAGUGGUAUCUCUGUUGUCGGCAGAUGAAAUAAUAAACGAAAAAAUUACAAAUAAAA
Messenger RNA from Daphnia pulicaria, 1422 nucleotides. It is a transcript of the gene aph-1, whose product is annotated as gamma-secretase subunit Aph-1-like. Gene Ontology annotation, cellular component: gamma-secretase complex; membrane; endoplasmic reticulum. The coding region runs from base 149 to 901 and encodes 250 amino acids. Gene Ontology annotation, biological process: Notch receptor processing; Notch signaling pathway; protein processing. Lineage: Eukaryota; Metazoa; Arthropoda; Branchiopoda; Diplostraca; Daphniidae. The record is from RefSeq and is a predicted model, not a curated record. The transcript is spliced from 4 exons. Gene Ontology annotation, molecular function: protein-macromolecule adaptor activity.